Lytechinus variegatus (green sea urchin) is the source of this 3095-nucleotide messenger RNA. RefSeq names its product isoamyl acetate-hydrolyzing esterase 1 homolog. NCBI's taxonomy places the organism in Eukaryota, Metazoa, Echinodermata, Echinoidea, Temnopleuroida, Toxopneustidae. Gene Ontology annotation, molecular function: hydrolase activity, acting on ester bonds. The coding region runs from base 164 to 868 and encodes 234 amino acids. The transcript has 6 exons. The record is from RefSeq and is a predicted model, not a curated record.
UCGUAUAUGCGCAUCCCUUAUCAUUUCGUCUGCUACUGCUAGUCAGCUAGUGCUAUUCCGUAUUGAUCUUGACGUUGAACAUAAGUUAUAAUAAGCUGAAAAGUAACAAUUGGAAAAUACUUCCAAUACCGGUAGAGGUUGAUGUAAUUAUUUCAUUCUCAUCAUGAGUGCAUGGCCAAAAGUGGUUUUAUUUGGUGAUUCGAUAACACAGCGCUCCUUUGAAGUUGGAGGAUGGGGUGCUUCAAUUGCUGAUCAAGUCCAGAGGAAAUGUGAUGUAGUGAACCGAGGGUUUUCAGGGUACAAUUCUCGUUGGGCUCACAUGAUAAUGCAGGCUGCCUUACCUCCUGAACUUCUUAAAGAUACAGUUGCGAUGACCUUGUUUUUUGGUGCUAAUGAUUCUUGCUUGCAAGAGGUAUGGCCAUGUCAGUAUGUAGGUGUCCAGGAUUAUGCUGACAACAUGAAGUCAAUCGUAAACUAUCUUGAGAGCAACGGUGUCCGAAAGGAGAAGAUACUGCUGAUCACACCUCCUCCAAUAGAUGAAACAUUGUGGGGCGAAUCCUGUAAAGAAAAAGGUACAGCCUUGAAUAGGACACUUAAGAACUCAGGAAUUUAUGCCAAAGCUUGUGUAACUCUAGCUCAGGACUUAGGAGUUAAGGUCAUUGAUUUAUGGUCAGCUAUGCAGACAGAAGAGAACUGGGGACCAAGAUUCCUAUCUGAUGGGCUUCAUCUCUCAUCUGAAGGAGCUGGUUUUCUUUACAAGCAGCUCUCUGGUUUUGUAGAAGAAUGUACAUCCUCCCUUCCUCAGCAGUUCCCUGACUGGAGUGAAAUAGACUAUGCCAAUCCAGAGAAGAGCUUCCAGCAGAGUUGAUGUUUUCCUUUCAGUGUUCCAACUCAGUGUAUGUCAUUUGAUUACCCUUAGUAAUCAUCUAAGGAAAUCAUGGGUUGAGCCACAGGGUAUUAUCUGUUGUUUGGGAGCAGAGACAAUGCUUUAAUAUCCUCCCCACUUACAAUAGAUAAUCCUCUGAGGCCAUUCUCAUGACUGAAAUGCUACUCAGGUACUGCAUACUUUUUUCUUUAUAAAUUAGUCAGAUAUACUACUCACACUUGAGAAAUUAGCCUUCCAGUUGUUAGUUUGUUCAUAUGCUUUUAAGUUACAGUUUACAGCUCAGAAUGAAUACUGCACAAUAUCAUGGUGCUGAUAUCCUGUUUCAGACAUGCAUAAACAAAGCUCAGCAUCAUUUCUGUGCAUUGUAUUUGGACAUGACGUGACAUGACCAAUCACUCACUUUUCAAAUAAACACAUGUUCAACCCCCCCCAAAAAAAAAUAGAAUAAAUAGAUAAUAGAUAAAUAAAUAAAUAAUAAGAAUUGAUAAAUAAAACAAUAAAAAUGUCUGAAAUCAUGACAUGAUAAUUUCAUUAUGAUGGAAUGAACUGGUAUUAUGUGAUGUCAUAAUUGUUAUAUUUGAUAAAUGAUGAUGAUAUGAAUUUUUAUGCCUGCAAACCCUAGACCAAUCUUAAUUUUCACUUACUUUUGAAAAGUCAGGCAUUUGAAUAAAUCACCUGCCUCAGCAACAUUUUUGUUGCCCCACAUAAUGCACUUAACUUUCUACAUUAAAAUAUAUACUGUGUUUUGUUAUAUUUUGCCAUACCUUGUGUGAACAAACUAUUAGUGAUGGAAGACUGAUGAUUAAGUGGUUUGUUUUUUGUUUGAUUUUUGCAGAACGUCGGCUUACGAUUAUCAGUCUCUCUGUGAUGAUAAACUUGUCAAGAAAUUUUGUAAAUUUUUUUUUUUAAUCUUUCAUUGCGUAGUUGACAAUCAUAAGAAAUGUUAUGGAAACCAUGAGUCUACCAAUACAUCUGCUAGCGAUUUUUUUCAUGUUGCCAUUUUAAUACCAAGUAACUUGAUAUGUCUAGUUAUGUAUUUUAAUUACACAGGUAACUCUGCUUAAGUCCAAUCUCUUGGGAUCAGCGAAAUCUAUUUGACUUGGGCAAAAAUUUGAUUUAGAUAUAAGAGGUGUAUAACACAUGGAUGGUCUAAACAACUGCUUCGACUUAAGCGAUUCUUGGACUUAUGGAAGGUCGACUUGGGCAGAGUUACCUUUACUUGUAAAAAGUGUUUGUUUCAUAUUUCUUUUUAGAUUUGAAUAUACAUGUAUGUACAUAUUGCGUUGUUUAAUGAAACUUAUUUUAGAGUAAAUUUAUGAAUUACUCCGUCAUUUUAAUCACAGACUGUAAAUUAAAACUUAGAAUAUAUUCAUAUUGAGUAAAAUUCAUUCAAAUUUAGAGUGCAACAUCUUAUUAUUUGCCAAAAUUCAAAUUAUCUUAUUUAAGAAUAUAAUGUAUGUACAAGGUAUUUUUGUCUGAUUUUUUUAUAUUACAAGUUGCACUGUAUUUGUUAAAACGCCAGGAAUUUCUCCUCAUUUCAUGGCCCUUCUUAUUUCAAUCCUGUGAUUUGUACUAAAGAAACAUCUCCAUUUGUGGUUUCAUGAGGUUGAUUUUGACAUGUUUUAUUAACUGUUUACAAGUAUGCACUGUUAUAUAUGAAUCACAACUUAAUUCUGAAAUAAUGAAUGAGCUAAUGGUACCUGUAGGACCAAAGUCCAUUUUCAAGGGUGCCACAAGUCUAGUGACAUCCCGCAUUGUCCCUUUCUGAAUUGUAUGGGUUAAUUUGCUUUUCUGGAUACAAAUGUGACAUCACAUUCUGGUUGACCUAAAGAGAGAACAAGUCUGAUACCCUUGAAUGUAAAUUCAGUGAUCAUGGAUUAUAAGGUUUAACCCAUUGGCUACUGGAACUAGAUGUCCAGAUGUCAAUUCAAAGGGGGGGGGGUUGUUAAAUAUUAGUUAUCAAUGGGUUGAAUCAUUUGGUUAAAUCUGUGCAAGUACAGGGACGUUAAUACUUUUUUUUCACUUUUAAGCCUCACUAUCAUAGGAAUAGGAGAGAGUUAUGAAAAUCUUUAUAUCUUUUGUAUCAUGUUUGCUUUGACCAAACUAUGUGUAUUAGAACAACCGAUAAUGCUUACAGCUUUUAAUUUUUGUCCUCUUACACAAUUGCUGUUAUAUGUAUUGCCAUCAUGGUACAAUUUGAAAAUUAGAG